This is a messenger RNA of Vombatus ursinus (common wombat), 2001 nucleotides long. RefSeq names its product SHC binding and spindle associated 1 like (gene SHCBP1L). The transcript is spliced from 10 exons. The coding region runs from base 1 to 2001 and encodes 666 amino acids. The record is from RefSeq and is a predicted model, not a curated record. Gene Ontology annotation, biological process: male meiosis cytokinesis; spermatogenesis. NCBI's taxonomy places the organism in Eukaryota, Metazoa, Chordata, Mammalia, Diprotodontia, Vombatidae. Gene Ontology annotation, cellular component: meiotic spindle.
AUGGCGUCGGGACCCGACAAUACCGAUACGGGGGACUGCGCUGUGGUGAUCAGCCCCGGGAGGCGCGGGGAGAAGGCCGCUUUCUCGGGCCUCGAAGAAGUGGCCGCCAAAAGCAGUGCGUCCCCGGUGCGGUCGGCAGUGGCCUCAACGAGGCCCGCGAAGGGCAAAGCGGGUCGGGAGGCGGCCAGGCGGCGGCAGCAGCUCCUGCCCAUUCCCCAGGCCGAGGGCCCCGGCGGAGAGGGCGAGGAAGAGGAGGAGGAGGAGGAGGAGGAGGAGGAGGAGGAAGAGGAGGAGGAGGAGGAGGAGGAGGGCCUGUUGUCGGUGCACGAGGAAGACGAGGAGGAGGCGCAGCCGCUGCCGCCCGUCUGCGCGUCCCCCAUGAGGGCCAUGUGGCGCGACGAGAAGGUGGCGCUCUAUUGCGACCAGGUGUUGCAGGGCUGCAAGGCAGAAGAUGCUGUUGAAGCAAUGAGCAAAUACCUAUCAGAAAAAUUAAAGAUGAAAGACAAAUGGCUUGGUAUCUGGAAGACAAAUCCAGAGUUGUUCUUCAUCAAAUAUGAAGAAGCCUCCAUACCUUUUGUUGGAGUCCUUGUUGAGGUAACUUGUAAACCACGCCAAAGCUCAUCAUCUUGUUUCAAAGUUACUGUAUCUGUUGCUGAGCCCUUUUCAUCUAAUAUUGCAAAUAUUCCAAGGGAUUUGAUUGAUGAAACAUUAGAAGAACUAGAACACAGUGUACCUCUUUUGGAAGUUUAUCCAGUUGAAGGGCAAGAUGAUGAUAUACAUGAUAUUGCCCUGGCCUUGGAAGUUGUAAGGUUUUUCUUUGAUUUCCUUUGGAGAGACUGGGAUGAUGAAGAAAGUUGUGAGAACUAUACAGCCCUAAUUGAAGAAAGAAUUAAUCUGUGGUGUGAUAUACAGGAUGGUACAAUUCCUGGUCCUAUUGCACAGCGUUUUAAAAAAACUUUGGAGAAGUACAAAAACAAGCGUGUGGAACUAAUUGAAUACCAAAGCAAUAUUAAAGAAGAUCCAUCUGCAGCAGAAGCUGUUGAGUGUUGGAAAAAAUACUAUGAGAUUGUAAUGCUAUGUGGGUUGUUGAAGAUGUGGGAAGAUUUGCGCCUCAGAGUUCAUGGACCUUUCUUCCCAAGAAUUUUGAGGCGUAGGAAAGGAACAAGAGAAUUGGGAAAAACUAUAACUCAUAUUGUAGCCAAAGUGAUGACUACUGAAAUGGUUAAAGACUUAUCCUCAGACACACUUCUCCAACAACAUGAUGAUUUAGAUCUGGCUUUGGAUAGCUGUUACAGUGGUGACACAGUGGUCCUUUUUCCAGGAGAAUAUCAAGCUACAAACCUUGCCUUGUUGACUGAUGACAUCAUUAUUAAAGGAGUUGGAAAGAGAGAGGAGAUUGUGAUUACCUCAGAACCUUCUUGUGACAGUUUUGUAGUAUCUAAAGCUGAAAAUGUGAAGCUGAUGCGUCUUACUUUGGUACAACAAGGGACUGUUGAUGGUAUUGUGGUCGUGGAAUCUGGUCACAUGACCCUAGAGGACUGUGUAUUGAAGUGUGAAGGAACAGGAGUAUGUGUUCUUACAGGAGCAGCUUUGACUCUCACUGACAGUGAAAUCACUGGAGCUCAGGGUUCUGGUGUCGAACUGUAUCCUGGCAGCAUAGCCAUUUUGGAAAGAAAUGAAAUUCAUCACUGCAAUAAUCUUAGAACUAGUGAUAAUUCAAAAAGCACCUUAGGUGGGGUGAAUAUGAAGGUUCUUCCUGCCCCUAAAUUGAAGAUGAAUAAUAAUCAUAUUUAUAGCAACAAUGGAUAUGGACUAAGCAUUCUGCAGCCAACAGAACAGUUUUUUAUUAUAGCAGAAGGAAAUCUUAACAAAGGAGCUGCUUCAGGAGAUAAAAAAGAUGAUGAUAUGCUUUCCAAAGUAAUGCAAAAUCUGAAUCUGGAAAUGAGUAAUAAUAAGAUAGAAGCAAACUUAAAGGGGGAUAUCAGAAUAGUCACAUGUUAA